Salarias fasciatus (jewelled blenny) is the source of this 654-nucleotide messenger RNA. RefSeq names its product cell death inducing DFFA like effector b (gene cideb). Gene Ontology annotation, biological process: apoptotic process; regulation of apoptotic process. The record is from RefSeq and is a predicted model, not a curated record. Lineage: Eukaryota; Metazoa; Chordata; Actinopteri; Blenniiformes; Blenniidae. Bases 22 to 654 code for a protein of 210 amino acids. The transcript has 5 exons.
AAGAGCAAGGAAUUAACGAGCAUGGAUACCACAUCAACAUUCAUCAAAAAUGUCACCAAGCGAGUGUGGUCCCCAACACAGCGGCCUUUCAGAGUGUGUAAUCACAACAGGGAGAGCAGGAAGGGUCUCACGGCCGGGACCCUGGAGGAGCUGAAGGAGAAGGCCUGCCAGGCCCUGCUGCUGACCCUGUCUGCAGUGUCACUGACCCUGGUGUGUGAGGAGGACGGCACGGAGGUCGACUCCGACGAAUUUCUCAUCACCUUACCGGACAAUACCAUGCUGAUGGCCCUGAGGCCCGGGCAGACGUGGAAGCCUCUGCCGGGGGCACUCGUGCCCAAAUCCCAAGACCGCGGCAAGCCCCGGACCGGGAAGGACAUCGCUCAAGUCACCUUUGACCUUUACAAGCUGAGCCCGAAGGACAUGUUUGGCUCCCUGAGUGUGAAGGCCACCUUUCAGGGCCUGUACUCCGUCAGCGCCGAUUUUCAGUGUCUUGGACCCAAGAAAGUGAUCAGGGAGGUGCUGCGUUUGGCCUCCACGCUCCUGCAGGCUGCUGGACACCUCCUGAUCACCUCCGCCUCCAUGAUCCGCCGCGUCAUCGAAGGCGCCGAGCUGUGGCAGCCGCAGAGAGCCGAGUACACCGCCACCUGGAACUGA